CUCCGGAGCCCCGCAGAGCCAGAAGGGGGUGGGCACAAGCCCGGCGGCCGGAGGGGCGGGGCUCGGAACCCGGCUUGCCUGCGGGGGCUCGCGCUGCGUCGUGCCGGGGCUAGGCGCCGCUCCCGGGAGGGGCUGCGCCGGAGGUCACCAUCGAGAGAAGGGGCCAGAGUGGCCGCGGGCGCUCCUUCCCGCCAUCCCCCGUUCUCUAUCCCGGAAGUUGACGCGGCGCGAGCGAGCUGGGGCUGUUUUGGCUGCGGAGCAUCCUCCGAGGUGGUCCUGGAACGCCGAGAUGCCCUUGGCUAGAGAUUUAGUGCAUCCAUCCCUAGAGGAUGAAAAGAAGAAACAUAAAAAAAAACGCCUGGUUCAGAGUCCAAAUUCUUACUUUAUGGAUGUCAAGUGUCCAGGCUGCUACAAGAUCACCACAGUCUUCAGUCAUGCUCAGACAGUGGUUCUUUGUGUAGGCUGCUCAACUGUGUUGUGCCAGCCUACAGGAGGGAAGGCCAGACUCACAGAAGGUUGCUCAUUUAGAAGAAAGCAACAUUAAUGACAUUCAGCUUCAUGAACUGGACAUAAUGUAUAUCUCAGUAAGCCUUAUCUGUUCGGCAAUCCAAGCAAAUAAUUAAAUUUGACUUCAUAAGGUAUAUAACAAUGGUCUCCUGUUUUGGAGUCUGUUUUACAAUAAAAUUUUAAUUGCAUGCAAAAUUC
Sarcophilus harrisii (Tasmanian devil) is the source of this 705-nucleotide messenger RNA. It is a transcript of the gene RPS27L, whose product is annotated as ribosomal protein S27 like. Lineage: Eukaryota; Metazoa; Chordata; Mammalia; Dasyuromorphia; Dasyuridae. The transcript has 4 exons. The record is from RefSeq and is a predicted model, not a curated record. Gene Ontology annotation, molecular function: structural constituent of ribosome; RNA binding. Bases 290 to 544 code for a protein of 84 amino acids. Gene Ontology annotation, cellular component: cytosolic small ribosomal subunit; ribosome. Gene Ontology annotation, biological process: ribosomal small subunit assembly; translation.